Pseudogymnoascus destructans is the source of this 5890-nucleotide messenger RNA. RefSeq lists its product as uncharacterized. Gene Ontology annotation, molecular function: microtubule binding; ATP binding; microtubule motor activity. The transcript has 4 exons. The record is from RefSeq and is a predicted model, not a curated record. Gene Ontology annotation, biological process: mitotic spindle organization; microtubule-based movement. NCBI's taxonomy places the organism in Eukaryota, Fungi, Ascomycota, Leotiomycetes, Thelebolales, Thelebolaceae. The coding region runs from base 1 to 5568 and encodes 1855 amino acids.
AUGGCUACCUCUCCGCCGGGGUCGCCGGACGUCCCUGCGCAACGGCCGAUGAGCGUGUUGAUGCGCCCGUCGACGAGGAGUACGAGCCGGUUGAGCAUGACGGGGAAGCUUGGGGGGCAAGGAGCGGGAGGGAGUAGAGCGGGAGGGAGUAGAGCGUCGGAUGAGGAUGGGAAGACGAGUGUGAGAGUUGCUAUCCGCGUCAGGCCGCCGCUCCGACCAGAGGACCCUGGAUACGAACUUGUCCCGCAGCGAUUCCAGCGAUCAAUGGUGCAAGUCACAUCCCCGACGAGCGUCACAAUCGACUCCCCACAAGGCCGCAAGCUCUUCGUCUUCGACCGCGUCUUUGGCGAGGAUGUCAACCAAGAAGGCGUCUGGGAGUACCUCUCCGAGAGCGUCAACGCCUUCGUCCAGGGCUACAACGUCUCCAUGCUCGCCUACGGCCAGUCUGGAGCUGGGAAAUCAUAUACCAUGGGAACAUCCGGCCCCGACGACCAGGGCGACAUGGAUGUCAUGGGUGUGAUCCCGCGCGCUGCCGCAGCGCUGUUUGAGAAACUCGAAGGCCCCAAGCCAGCGAGCAAUCGCGACUCCAUAUCCGCCCUGCGCGCGCCGAAGAGGUACUCUGCGCAGCCCGGCGCGUAUGCCGGGAAGCCGGCCGAGAAGAACUGGACGCUGAAGGCGACGUAUGUCGAGAUUUACAAUGAGCAGCUGCGCGAUCUGCUGGUGCCGGAGCAUGUGCCCAUGGCGGAGCGGGGACAGGUCUCGAUUCGCGAGGAUACGAAGGGGCAUAUUUUACUUACGGGCUUGCACGCGGUGGAUGUUAAUUCGGUGGAGGAUCUGCUUAAUGCGUUGAAUUUCGGGUCGAUGAUCAGACAGACGGAUUCCACGGCCAUCAAUGCCAAGUCGUCGCGCUCGCACGCUGUUUUCAGCUUGAACCUCCUGCAGCGCAAGAGCAGCACUGGCGGUCCGACGACAAAAUCAGAGAAGCGAUUCUCCGUCCCGCUUGAGGCCAUGACUGGCUCGGAGAGCUGGGUCACGAUUGACAGCAAGUUCCACUUCGUCGAUCUGGCUGGUAGCGAACGUCUCAAGAACACUGGUGCGCAGGGCGAGCGAGCUAAGGAGGGAAUCUCCAUCAACGCCGGACUCGCCAGCCUAGGCAAGGUCAUCUCGCAACUCUCCUCCCGCCAAGCAGGAUCGCAUGUCUCAUACCGCGACUCGAAGCUCACCCGCAUGCUCCAGGACUCGCUCGGAGGGAAUGCAAUCACCUACAUGGUUGCUUGCGUCACGCCCGCGGAGUUCCAUCUCAGUGAGACCCUCAACACAGUUCAGUACGCCCAGCGCGCUCGCGCUAUUCAGAGCAAACCCCGCAUUCAGCAGGUCUCGGACGAGACGGACAAGCAGGCACUCAUCGACCGCCUCAAGGCCGAGGUCGCCUUCCUGCGCGAGCAGAUCCGCAGCUCGGGCUGUAACGACCACCCAGCCUCGCAUGGAGGGACUCCGAGCGCACGCUCUGAUCGCCGCAAUGACGCGGAGAUUGACCUCCAGAACCAGCUCUUGGAUAGUCAGGAGAGCUAUAAUGCGCUCAGCUCGCGCCACGCCAAGCUCAUCUCCGAGAUGACCAAGGCGCGCGAUACGGAGAUCGCGGAGAAUGCAACGAAGGAGGAUAGCCUCGGCGACCGCGCGACGGAGCGUCUACAGCGCUCUAAUGCGUUCGCAGAGGCCGUGGAGCAGGUUGUCCUCGAGUACGAGGAGACGAUCCGUAGUCUCGAGCAAUCGCUAUCUAGCACGCGCGCGUCGCUGUCGAACACAGAGACCACGCUGCUCGAGCGCGAGACCAAGUGCGCGUACAUCGAGACGGUGAACUCGCAGCUCCAAGCCCGCCUGCAGAAGCUCAUGGACCGCGAGGCGAGCACUGAGAAUUACCUCCAUGAUCUUGAGAUUAAGCUGGAUGGCCAUACGAGCGGAGAGGAGAAGAACUCGGCCAUUGUGGCGGAGCUGAGGAAGGAGAUUGCGAGGGUUAGGGAGAAUGAGGCCAGCUGCGAGGAUUACAUCUCUACUCUCGAAGAGCGCCUCGCUGAGUCUGACUCCGAUGCUGAAGUCAUGCGCCGUGAGAUCGAGCGUCUCGAGCAUGUCGUCGAGCGCCAGCGCAGCCUGGGCAAAUUAGACAAGCUCCUCUACGAACUCGAUAGCGUGCGUCAGGCCGAGUCCACCACCGAGACUCCCGCCCCCGCCACCAACGGCAAGAUCCCGCACUCCCGCAACAUGAGUUACGCGAGCAGACACGGACAAUCCGAGGUUAUCCACGAGCGCGACGAGAUCGAAGGCUCCGAACCCCGCUCCCUCGACGAUGACGACGAAAAGGAGGGACAACGCACCCCCAACGACGUCCCAGCCCUCAGCCCAGACGGCAGCACCCGCUCCGAAACCGACGGCCCCGUCGACAACGGCGAGCCCCUCGACGCAGACGAGGCAUUCACCCCCUCUGAUGCACGCGCGCGCACCCCUACUUUGAGCCGCAAGCCCACCAUCGACGUCGUGACCGCCGAGCUUCUCGACCUGCGCAUGACCCACGAGUCGACGGUGAGCGAAUAUGGGAACCUAGCCGCUAAAUACGAAGAAGCGCUGCGUGCGCUGGCCGAGCUCCAGGAUGUGGUCGAGGGUCGCCAGUCGUACGGGAAUGCGAAGAGGGAUAGCAUGCUGUCUGCCGCGACGCCGGCGCAGACGAGACCGACGUCUUUUUUAGCCGUUGGAGACUCCGCGGGAGCGCAGUCGAGAUCGCUCUCGUCGGAGUUGUGCUUGGUUGGGGAGUCGCCCUCGUUGAUUACGCAUGCGUCUGAGGGGGGGGAUGUGGUUGUUAAUGUUCCGCAGACUGAGGAGACCGCUGCGUCGGCGGCGCUGGAGGAGCAGCAGCCGAGGGGCGUUAGUGUCCAGGAUGAAGCUAUCGCUGCUGAAGUAGAGAGUCUGCGCGCCCUCGCCGCCGAGCGGGAAGCCGCACAACUCGCACUUGCGGAGAAGUACGCGCAGCUCGAGGAACAGCACGCCGAGACGCUGGAUGUGGUCGAGGAACUCAAGACGGAGGUGCACAAGGCGAAGAUGGACAUGGUCCCCAAGUCACCCAAGAACUCCAGCCCCGUCAUCCGCCGCAAGUCGAGCCAGGGCAUGAUGAUCAUCGACCGCGCGCACCGCUCCUUCGCAUCCCUGCGGAACAUCGCCACCGAGCACUUCGAGGCGCAGCCGGACGUGAUGCAGAAUUUCGAACUCAACCUCAAUGCCGCGAUGCAUGAGCUGCACAUGCGCUCGGAGCGUGUGCAGGAGCUUGAGGCGGAUAUGCAGGGUGUGAAGAGGGAGAUGGAGACUAAGAUGUCGAUUAUCUCGGGGUUGACGAGGGAGAGGACUAGUAUUAGUCAGGCCCCGAUUGAUAUGUCCGCCCUUAGUCGCAUGCAGGAACAGAUUAUGAUGAGUGAGAAUGAGUUGAGGGUGCAGCAGGAGAUGCAUGCUGCGAGGGAGGCGGAGUUGGGUGAGGAGGUGGAGGGGCUGAGGAGGGCGAUUAAGGAGGCGGGUGAUAAGCCUGCUGCUGCUGUUUCUGCUGCUGCUGCGACUGUUGCUGCGAAGGAUGUCGAGGCUGAGUCGACUGAUCGCUCGGUGCCUUCGCAGGAGCUGGAGAGUGCUAAGAGAGAGCAGGAUGGAGCCAAUGCUGAGCGCGAGAGCAGGAUCGCGGAGUUGGAGGGCGAGCUGAAGAGCUGGGAGGGCAGACACCAGGAGGCUCCCCUGUCGAUGCAGGGUAGCGAGAGGCAGCUACAAGAUACGAUCACCAAGCUCGAGAACCAGAUCAAGGCCGUCAAGCGGGACAAUGAGAUCGCCUCAGCCGCCGCCACCGCCGCAGCAGCUACCGCCGCCGCCGCAGCAGCUACCGCCAUCGCAGCAGCAGGCGCAGCCGUCGUCGUCUCAGCCCGCGACACCGAGCCCGAGCCAGAGAAGGAAACCGACCGCGGCAUCCCCGUCGCGGAAUUCGAGGCCCAACAAACACAGCACGAAGAGCGCGUGUCGAGCCUGCAGAAGGAGAUCGAAGAGCACCGCUCUGCGGUCCAGGCGAGCGCAUCCCAGAUCACCCAGCUGGAGGAGGCGCAUGCGCUCACAAAGUCGCAGCUCGCUGAUACGGCGAAGGCGCGUGAUGUCACUGCCGCCGACGCAGAGGAGCACAAGUCCCUCGUGUCAAGGUUGGAGGAGCAGAUUUCCGCACAUGAGGGUGUAGUGAAGGCGCACCAGGAUGGGUUGGCUGAACUCCACGCUAGCCAUGCGAGAGAGGUGGAUGGGGUCAAGGAGAGCGGGAAGGCGGAGCAGGAGGUUGUGCUGGCGAAUCUGGCGGCGGAACAUCAGGUGGGUCUUGAGGCUAUGAAUAAGGAGCUCAUGGAUGCACGUGAGGGUCUCAUCAGCGCUGCUGAGAGGGUAGCUGCUGCUCUUGGGGUGGAAGCAAGUGUCGACGCGCUGGAGGACCGGAUCGCCGAGUUGGCGACCGCCCAUGCUGCAUUGACCGGCGAGAAGACCCGCGCAGCGGAGAUGGAGAGCCACGUCCUCGACUUGUCGUCCAUAAACGACAAGGUAAUGAAAGAGCUCGAGACCGUCAAAUCCGAGCUCGCCACCCUCCUCUCCACCACCACCGCCCACGCAACCGUCAAGGAACAACUCGAAGUCCUCCGCGCCGAGAUGUCCGCCCUCGAAACAAAGAACAAGAAGAACUCCCGCCUGGUAGAAGAACUCGAGGACCAGCUCGCCGCGAACUUCGACCAGCACCAAGCCGUACACAACCGCCUCAGCACCCUGCAAAGCGAGCGCAAUUCCCAGCUCGACGAGGCGAAUGCUGCUAGAGCGCGCGUCGAGCAGGAGCUCAACGCCGUCAGGGAGGAGUACGCAGGGCUCCAGGCGAAGCUAGAUGAGAUAGCGCUGUCUGACAACACGGCCGGCGCGCGCACGUCCAACAGCAGCAGCUCCACCAUCCGCAAGACGUUGAGCGUGGCGUCGCCCAUCCCGUCGCCGCCACCUGCCGGGCCGCUGCCGCCGAUCCCGCAUAUCUCCAUCCCGCCGAACUCGCUGAGCCUGAGCGCGCCGCUGAGUCCGAAGGACGCGACGCUGGCGCUGGCGCAGAUGCAGGAGGAUCAGGAGGCGAAGAUUAGGAGUAUUGAGAAGCAUCUUAGUGCGGAGAAGCAGCUUACUGCUACGCUUGAGGAGGCGCUGACGGAUCUGGAGAGGCAGAGUAAUAAAGUCAAGGCGGAGGCGGAGGCGUGGAGGAGGCGCGCGAUGGAGGCUGAGGCUGCCAAGCGCGGGGGGGAAGAGGCGAAGAGGAGGCUGGAGGAGCAGAGUCGGAAGUUGGAGGAGCAGGUUGCGGAGGCGAAGAGUAGGGAGCUCGAGAAGGUGAAGAGCGAGGCGACGGGGACGGAGGCGAGGUGGAGUAUUCAGCGUGGGGAGGCGGAGAGGAGGAAGAGGGGGGAGGCGGAACGGAUGACGAAGCAGUUGGAGGAUAGGAUGGGGAAGGUGGCGAGUAAGAAGAAGAAGGGGAGCUUGAAUUGCUUCUAGUCACCCCUUGCUUAUGACUUCUGGCUCCUUCUAACCCUUCUGAUACCCCCCCCCCUUCUUUUUUUUAAUGACCAGGGGAUGGGGGAUGGGGGAUGGGGGGGUUGUAUGGAUGUACGCGUUUAUGUAUACGCCUGUUUUUUAUCAACGAGGGUUUUUUGUUUUCUAUUUCAGGCUCUGUUGGUCGAUGCGCUAUGCGCGAUGCGAAUAUAUCUAUCUGGCUUGGGAGCAGGGGGGGAUCUUCGUAGUUUUUUUUUGGUUGUUUAUGGUUUCUUAGCUUUUUUGGGGGGGGAGAAGAAGAGAGAGGGAGGAUGAAUGAAGAAUC